GGAGCGCUUCAGCCGUGGCAUCUCCCGUGGGACCGGGACCGGGUGUGUGCGCCAGCAUGGCCCGGAGACUGACCCCGAACCCCGGGUUGCAUGUGAUCAUGGUGCUCGCCCUCAUCGCGUGCAGCUCCCAGCUGCUGGUGGACGCGAACUCCUGGUGGUCUUUGGCCAUGAGUCCGAUCCAGAGACCGGAGCUGUUCAUCAUCGGCGCGCAGCCGCUGUGCAGCACGCUCACGGGCCUCUCGCAGGGCCAGCGCAAGCUCUGCCAGCUGUACCAGGACCACAUGGUCCACAUCGGCGAGGGCGCCAAGACCGGCAUCAACGAGUGCGCCUACCAGUUCCGCGAGCGCCGCUGGAACUGCAGCACCGUGGACAACAGCUCCGUGUUCGGCCGCGUCUUGCAGACAGGGAGCAGAGAGACGGCCUUCACCUAUGCGAUCAGCGCGGCGGGUGUGGUAAACGCGGUGAGUCGCGCGUGCCGCGAGGGCGAGCUCUCCACCUGCGGCUGCAGCCGAGCCUCGCGACCCUCUGACCUCCCGCGCGAUUGGCUGUGGGGCGGCUGCGGAGACAACGUCCACUACGGGUACCGCUUCGCCCGCGAGUUUGUGGACGCCCGCGAGCGCGAGAAGAACUACCCGCGCGGGUCAGCGGAGCACGCCCGCACGCUCAUGAACCUGCAGAACAACGAGGCUGGACGACAGGCGGUGUACAACCAGGCUAACGUGGCGUGCAAGUGCCACGGCGUGUCCGGCUCGUGCAGCCUGAAGACCUGCUGGCUCCAGCUGGCCGACUUCCGGCGCGUGGGCGAGUUCCUGAAGGAGAAGUACGACAGCGCCACGGCGAUGCGCAUCGGCCGACGCAGCAAGCUGGAGCAGGUGAACAACCGCUUCAACCCGCCCACCGCCGACGACCUGGUGUACAUCGACCCCAGCCCCGACUACUGCCUGCGCAACCAGAGCACGGGCUCGCUGGGCACCCACGGGCGCCUCUGCAACAAGACGUCGGAGGGCAUGGACGGCUGCGAGCUCAUGUGCUGCGGGCGCGGCUACGACCAGUUCAAGACCGUCAAGCACGAGCGCUGCCACUGCAAGUUUCACUGGUGCUGCUACGUCAAGUGCAGGCGCUGCACCUCGCUCGUCGACCAGUUCGUCUGCAAGUAG
Molecule: messenger RNA, 1157 nt
Organism: Clupea harengus (Atlantic herring)
Lineage: Eukaryota; Metazoa; Chordata; Actinopteri; Clupeiformes; Clupeidae
Gene: wnt5b
Product: wingless-type MMTV integration site family, member 5b
Biological process (GO): canonical Wnt signaling pathway; neuron differentiation; cell fate commitment
Cellular component (GO): extracellular region
Molecular function (GO): cytokine activity; frizzled binding
Source: RefSeq, a predicted model, not a curated record